Molecule: messenger RNA, 1287 nt
Organism: Lolium rigidum
Lineage: Eukaryota; Viridiplantae; Streptophyta; Magnoliopsida; Poales; Poaceae
Product: hydroxycinnamoyltransferase 4-like
Exons: 2
Coding region: 1-1287 (428 amino acids)
Molecular function (GO): acyltransferase activity, transferring groups other than amino-acyl groups
Source: RefSeq, a predicted model, not a curated record
AUGGCGGGCAUCAAUGUCAUCAGUUGGGAGCUGGUAAGGCCGAGCGAGGCCACCCCGCAUGGCCCCUUUUGGCUAUCUAACCUGGACCUUGGCGUUCGGAGCGGUUAUUCGCCGAUGAUCUACUUGUUCCGGCCGCUCGGUGUGGGUUGCCCAGCUGAUUUCUUCUCGGCGGACAUCCUAAGGACCGCACUGUCCAGGGCGCUAGUGCCGUUCUACCCUUUGGCUGGUCGCCUCGGCAUGGCCCCGGACGGGCGGCUGGAGAUCGAUUGCAGUGGCCAGGGUGCCGUUUUUGUUGUCGCGGAGUCAGAUGCUGUGCUAGAAGAUCUAGAGGGCUUCGCGCCGUCGAAAGCCAUGUGUGACAUGUUCGUUCCUCCCUCUGAGGAAGUGGUCGGUGCCGGCGGCAGACCUUUGCUCCUGCUUCAGGUUACGUUCUUACAUGGAGGAGGCGUGGUGCUGGGCACGGGCAUGCACCACUAUGCCCUUGAUGGCCGCAGCUCAUUCCACUUCAUGCAGACGUGGUCCAGCUUGGCCAGAGGCGCCGCCGGCGACACUGUACCCCCGUUCCUCGACCGAAGUCCCCUCCGCGCACGCUCCCCGCCGGUCAUCCUCUUCGACCACUUCCAUGAGUACUGCCGGAACGCCGACGGGUCUGCAACAGGCGCCACCAGGCCGUCGGAGUUAGCCGGUGCCAUCCUGCGUGUGACCAGCGCGCAGGCUGCCGUGCUCCGUGCGCGGACGGGCGAGUCCUUGUUCCGCUCUCUCGUGGCUCACAUCUGGCACUGCGCGUUAACGGCGCGUGCGCUGCCCUCGGACGCAGAGUCCCGACUCUACACGGUGGUCGACAUGCGUGCCCGCCUCUCGCCGCCACUCCCCAGCGCCUACUUCGGUAACGCUGGCGUUCGCACGUCGGUGUCAGCUAAGGUUGGAGACGUCCUCACCAGCCCCCUCAAGUUUGGCGCACAGCGGCUCCGCAUGGCGACGGGCCAGGGCGACCAGUACGCCCGCUCGUUGGUCGACUACCUGGAGACGGCGGAUGCGUCGUCUAAACCGGGGAGGGAGCUCCCAGAUACGGACCUCCGGGUCAUAAGCUGGAUGGGCAUGGCGUCGCAUGACGCCGACUUCGGGUGGGGCGAGCCUGCAGUCGUUGCGCCGGCCGCCGUGUCCUACACCUGGUUCGUUUACAGCGUUGGAGAUAGUGGCGAUGUGGCGGUGGCCGUGGCGAUGAAGCCGGAUCAGCUGGAGCGGUUCAAGGAGCUCUUCUUCCACGAGAAUGAGAUGGCAUGUUGA